Molecule: messenger RNA, 3867 nt
Organism: Scheffersomyces amazonensis
Lineage: Eukaryota; Fungi; Ascomycota; Pichiomycetes; Serinales; Debaryomycetaceae
Gene: TUS1
Product: Rho family guanine nucleotide exchange factor
Exons: 1
Coding region: 48-3674 (1208 amino acids)
Source: RefSeq, a predicted model, not a curated record
CUUAUUUAUACCAUUAACCAUUGACUAGAGUAUUAGUACUAUCCACUAUGAGUGAGUUAGGUGAUAGUAACAGGACAUCACCCAGCAAUCCACGACUUCGAAGGCGUCCACCCCCUCCGGUUACAGAAUCUAUUGAUCCAUUGCCAUUAACGACUAAUUUGAAUCAAUCCCUUUCAACCCCAACAAUUGAAGGAUUAAAUAAUAAUAAUUAUAGUAAUAAUACUAUUGCAACUACUCCUACACAUAAUUCGUAUAUAGACUAUGAUACUUCAGGAUAUCAAAUGUCAUUAUAUAAUGAAAGUCCAGGACUCAAUGGUCCUCGAGAAUUAUCUGAUUAUGGUGGAUUCGAUGAUUCAUUUCUGAAUGAUGCACCUUUAAGAGCUACUACUUAUAAUAGUGAAUAUUUUCAGAAUAAGAGACGACUGUAUCAACAAUUAUCGAGAUCAGUUUCAACAGCGACAGUUCCAAGUCCAAGUCCUAUUCAUCAUCAACAGCCACAACCUGAUGCUUACUAUCAAGAUCCAACCACAUUAAGAUUAUCUCCUCAAUUAAAUAGAGCUUUGUCAACUCCGCUUCAUCCAAUUCAAACCAAUAAUAUUACUACUCCUACAAGAAUUUCGGUUAUAGAUGUCUUACCUAGUCGAACUUUAACAACAAAUUCUUAUAUAUCAAAUGGACCUAUGACUCCACCAACAGCAUCAUCCCCUACUCGAGAUAGAUCAUCUUUUCUCUUCUCCGAGAAUGAACAUGAAGAAGGGUACUCUCCGAUAUCACGAGAUUCAGAUUUCAAUAGAUAUGGAAAGUAUAAUCUUGAAGAAGAUAUUGAAUUAAUUAAUCGACAAAUCGAAUCAUUGGCUAAAUAUACCCAAUAUAUUUAUGGUAAUGAAGGUCUUGAAUUACCAUCUUUACCACCAGUAAAUUUUGAUAAGAAUCGAGAUUCUAUGUAUCCUAUUCCUACAUCUGUUCCAUCUCCACCAUCACCAAGUGCUAAAUUAGAUCAAAAAUUAAAGGAUGGAAAAUUACCAUUAAUACCAGUUAACUUACAACAAAAAUCAAAUUUUCAAGCCAAUUUAUUAAGAGAAAAGCAUUUUGCUGAAUGUAAAAAUAUAAGUUCAUUAUCAUCAAUUUAUAAAUGGUGUUUAAGUUUACGUAAUUGGCUGCAUGCAAUAGAUAUACCGACUUUUGCAUUUAAAAUGACAAUAUUUAAAUUAAUUGUAUCAAAAUUAUCAUUUGAAUUUUCAUAUUAUGUGAAAUGUACAACUGAAAUUAUAAAUGAAUUAAUGAAAUUUAAAUGUAUUAUAUAUGUAACUUAUGAUAAUCCUGAUCUGCAUAUUCGUAUACUUGAUGGUGGUUAUAUACCUGAAUUAUAUGAUACUUAUAUAUUUAAACUGAUCGAUUUGAAUGAUAAUUCUAAUUUAUUAGGAGAUAUUGAAUUGACUGAAAAUAUUGAUAUUCAAGAUGUUAUUAAAAAUAAUUGGAAAGUUACAUUACCAAUAACAGAAAAGAAAAUCAAUGUUAUAGCAGAAAUGGUUGGACUGGAAAUCUUAUUUCGAACUAAUGUUAAGUUAUAUAUAAAGGGGUUAGUACCAGAUUUUGGUUUACUUGUAAGAAAAGAAUUUCAAGAUCAAAGCUUUGAAGAUAAUUUAUCGAAAUGGGCAGAAGAAAUAUUAAAAAUCCAUGAAACUUAUAUAUUAAAACCUUUAUUAAAACUUGAAGUUUCUGAUGAACCAGAAAAGUUAAAUUCAAUUAUUUUAUUAAUAUUAAAUAUUUACUUUACUUGGUCUCAGAAAGUUCGUAAUCCACUUAAAGAACAUUUCUUUUAUUUACCAGGUAGAUUAUACUAUCUUCUGAAAUAUAAAGAUAUAUUAGAUAGUGUACCGAAAAUUAAAGAACUGUCUCAGAAUGCAGAAAUGUUAGUAAAUUCGGCUUUUGCAAGAUAUUCUAAAAUUAAUUUACAACUUGAAAAGUUUAAAAAUUCAGGCCUUGAAGAAUAUGUGGAGAUUUCAAUGAGAUCUAUUACAGACUUAGGUCUUGAAGUUAAUCAAAAGAUUGAUAGUGGUCAUAACCGAUUCCAUUUGGGUAGAAUUCAACGGUUAUUAACAUGGCCAAGUCUGCUUCCAAAACCAGAUAUUGAUUGGAAUAAUAAGAAUCGAAAAUUUGUGACUGAGGGUCAAGCUUUAAGAUCGAAUUUAUUAACUAAGAAAGUAAUGUUAAUAGUUCUCGAUAAUUUUGUAUUUAUAACUGAUGAAAUCGAUAAGAGGAAUGAAGCACAAGUAAUAGAUUAUAUUCCAGGGAAUUUUCUAUUAAUUGAAAAGAAAAGUGUAUCAGUUCCUACAAAUACAGUACCAAAUCAAGCAAAUUCUACUCAAAUAGAUUCUGUACAAUUUAGAUUAACUCUUGCCGGUGCAAAGGGAUUUUUAUUCACUUCAAAUAAAAAUUUAUUUGAGAGUCUUUUAAUACCAAAGGAAGAAUUCUUUCGAAAAUCUAAAAAGAAUUUACCAUAUUCAGUUAAUUUAAUCUCUAAUAACUAUUUCGUUCAUGAAUGGAAUUAUGAGCCAUCAUUUUUACAAUUAUAUUCAGAAUUGGAUCCUACAGUUGAAUGUUCAACUUUAAAUAUUCCAAAGGAGAAGAUAGUCAAAUAUAAAGAAGGUAAAGAAUUUCCUGGUGAAUUCACUACUAGUCAAUUAAGAUGUUCUAGCUCGUUUGAAUAUCAUCUGAAAAGAUAUGUGUUAGUAGGACUGGACUCUGGAUUAUUCUGUAGUGAUCCAAAUGGGAAAUGGAAGAAAGUAAUGGAUGGCGAAAACAUUAAGAAGAUUAGAAUCCUAGAGAGUAAGAAUCUUGUGUUUUUCCUUUCUAAAAAGAAAUUGAAAUAUUUCACUCUCGAAAAGUUAUUGGAAAUGUAUGAGAGAGGAUUGCAGAUUGCUAGUUGUAAUUUACUUUCUGAAGGUGAAGUUGAAUUCUUUGAAGCUGGUCAAUAUGGUAAAGAACACUUAGUUAUUUAUGGUAAGAAAGAUGGUAUAAAAACUUCCUUACGUGCCAAGAUUCCUACCACUGAACAUGGAGGUAUCUUUAAUGGAUUUACAUCAAAAGAUCCAUUUUAUGAUCCUGGUGAAUGUAAUGGUAUUAGUAUUUUUAGAGACUUUGUUGCUGUUCAUUCUAAUCGAAAUUUUUCAAUAAUGAAUUUGGAUCAUUUAGAUGCUCGAUUAGUUAGUGAUAAACUUAAAAUUAAUAUCGAUGAAUUAAAUAAUAGUACUGGUAAUGUUAAUAUUAAAUCUGGCUUAGCUUCUAUAAGAGCAGCACUUAAUAGUUCUGAUGCUAAACCUUUAGGAAUGUUUAAAGUUAAGAAUCUGCUGAAGAAUGAAUUCAUACUAGCCUAUAGAAAAUUUGCAAUUUUCGUUAAUAAAGAUAUUAAAUUAACUAGAAGUUCAUUAUUUGAAUAUAAUUUUUGGGCUGAUAGUGUUGCAUGUAAAAAUAAUCAUUUAAUAAUAGUUAAGGAGGAUGUAAUUGAAAUAUGGGCUAUUCGUGAAGGAGAUCAUCUGACUCGUAAAUUAGUUCAAGUCCUUGCAGGCAAGGAUAUAAAGAUGCUUAAUGGAAACCUGUUAUUAUUCUCUAUGUCAAAUCCAGUAUUUCCAAAGUUUAAAUUGGUAUUUCAAUUAAAACUCAUUUCCAAAUAGACUUAGAUUUAGACGUAUAUAGUAUAAAUGUACACUUGCAAGAACUUUCGGAGUUUAUUAAUCGGAACAAUUUUGCAGCCGAUCGGAUAUAUAGUUUUUGAAUUUUUCAUCAGAUUUUGGCCGAGGAAAACCUGCGGGGAAAAAUGUUCUCGGUCUACCCCAGACAUUGGACAUAAUAUAAAGACCAUUGAAA